Messenger RNA from Ictalurus furcatus (blue catfish), 1291 nucleotides. RefSeq names its product mitochondrial ribosomal protein S10 (gene mrps10). Lineage: Eukaryota; Metazoa; Chordata; Actinopteri; Siluriformes; Ictaluridae. The transcript has 7 exons. Gene Ontology annotation, molecular function: structural constituent of ribosome. The record is from RefSeq and is a predicted model, not a curated record. Bases 471 to 1085 code for a protein of 204 amino acids. Gene Ontology annotation, cellular component: mitochondrion; ribosome; mitochondrial small ribosomal subunit. Gene Ontology annotation, biological process: translation.
GCAAUACACAAGAGACGGUAAAACACAUUCUGUUAGACUGCAAAAGAUAUGAGAAGGAAAGAACUGAGCUAGAUGCAAAUUGGAAAGCAUCUCUAGAGACAUUAGAGAACUUGCUGGGAAAAACAUCUGGUAAAAUGCAUCGUCCCCUAAUAAACUAUCUCAAAAAUACUGGGAUAAGCGAGAGACUUUAGUGAUUUAGUAUGAAUAUGUAGUAUAUAGUUAUUUAUUUAUUUUUCAAAAUGUUUAUUUAUGUAUUAUUGUUAUUGAUUUUAAUAUGUUUUUUUUUAUUAUUAUUAUUAUUUUUCCUGCCAAGCUGCUGCCCACACUCCAGUCCAGUAGGUGGCGGUAAUGCACUUUAAGUUGGUCUGCCAACCACCAUCAAAACAAAAGGAAGAAGAAGAACCAGCGCGGUGGGGGUUUUCUCCAGGCCGCUAGGUGGCGGUAGAGAGACUCUUCCCUUCUGUUCUCCAAUGAAAAUGGCGGCGUCCAUGCGGACACUUUCCACUGUAGGACUCCUGUCAAAGGCAACACAAGAACUCUCGCUGAAGGCUGGUGUCCGGCGGUGUGUCUGCAGAUCUCACUGUCCUCCAGCGUCAUUACGCAGCCGUAUUAAUGUGACUCCUGUGGCCUUUGUGAGCACCGCAAAUGUUUCUACGUCACACGCUUCUCCUAUCACGGUUACGGACGAGCCGGACACGCUGUUUCAGAAGAUGACCGUGCUGGUUAAAGGUCACGAUAAGGCAGUUCUGGACAGUUAUGAGUUUUUCGCGACGUUGGCUGCCAAGGAGCUCGGCUUAACCCUGAGUAAAGUGUUUGAACCACCGAGGAACAUCGAGAGGCUCACACUUCUGAAGUCAGUGCACAUCUUUAAGAAGCACAGGGUCCAGUAUGAAAUGAGGACACACUACAGAUCCAUCGAGAUUGCCAGGAUAACAGGAUCCACUGCACAUGCAUAUCUGGAGUACAUCCAGCGCAACCUGCCUGAGGGAGUAGCCAUGGAGGUCACUAAGACUGCUAUAGAGAAAGUUCCGGAGCAUAUCCAGACACCCAUGUGGGACAAGGAGAGCCAACAGGAAGCCAGCUGAUGAGGACCUUUUUAUUCCAAGCCUUUUGUAUUCAGUAGUCAUUGCAGCUUAUUGGGGAUUUGAAUGAAAGGAGGAAGAAAGAAGGACUCUUGCCUCACGUUAUACAAGGGAAUUAUCUCACAGAUGUGUAUAGUGCUGUGUAUUUAUAAGUGUAAGCUUGUGGCUUCACAUAAUAUAUAAAAAAAAAAAUAAAGGUAUUACAGGUG